AGAAUUUGUGAGGACUUUAUUAAGAAAACAGGAAAAACACACCCUUAAUUGUAAGGCCAGCCCUUCGACAAAUGAUGUUGAAUAAUUGUCUUGCAUUUAGCCUUGUACAAUAAACAAUAUGAUCUUCAAAAUUUUUCUUUGAAAUUCCAGUUCUUUCGUGGCUAAAAAUAGAGUCUUUGAAGGUGUUGAACGACGGCUUCAUAGUCAUGACCAUUUGCAGCAAAGACUUUACGUCAAGUCGUCGUCUUUUGGGCCCAACAAAAGGAGCCUAUAGUAAUCAUCUUCUUGUGGAACUGGGACAAAUGCCAGAUUCAGUUACAUCAGACUUCUUGUCUGUGUGAUCUCGAAGCAGACACCAACAUACUCCAUACCCUCUCAACACUAUAGAAUGCUUGAAGUUUAGACUAUGAACCAAAAGUACAGACGAUGACAAUGUACACUAGACAUGAGCACAAAAAGACUGCUCUCCGCCAAUAACUUCCAUCCUUUCCCACCCAUGUUGAAAAACUACCUACAGUGGACCCAAAACACCCCGACCCAGAAAUCAGGUACACCUUUUAAUGCAAAGGGUACCUCCAUUUUAGCUACAGACCUCUUGAAAUCAUAUUUUGAAAGAGGCCUAACUAGUCAAGCACGCAACUUGUUUGAUGAAAUGCCUGAGAGAGAUGUUGUUGCAUGGACGACGAUGAUUUCAGGGUACACGCAUUGCAAUGAAUACACUCAAGCAUGGAGUGUUUUUGUCGAUAUGGUAAAGAAAGGAAAUGACCCACCAAAUGCGUUCACAAUAUCAAGCGUUCUAAAGGCUUGCAAAGGCAUGAAGCGUGUUUUUUGUGGGAGUUUGGUCCAUGGAUUGGCUAUUAAAAGAAGGUUUAUGGAGGGUUUUAUUUAUGUGGAUAAUGCUCUCAUGGAUAUGUAUGCUUCUUGUGGUGUAGGAAUGAGGGAUGCUUGUGUUGUUUUUCACGAUAUUAAAGAGAAGAAUGUUGUGUCUUGGACUACCUUGAUUGCUGGUUACACUCACAGAGGCAAUGGCAAUCGCGCACUUCAAAUGUUCCGGGAAAUGCUACUGGACGGAGUAGCAAUGAACCCACAUAGCAUUUCGAUAGCUGUUAGGGCAUGUGCCUCAAUUGGCUCACAGAAUUUUGGCAGGCAAAUACACACAGCGGUGAUCAAACAUGGGUUUGAAUCCGAUCUUCCUGUCAUGAAUUCUAUACUUGAUAUGUAUUGUAGGUGUGGAUGUUUAUCUGAGGCAAACAAGUAUUUCAAUGAUAUGACUGAAAAAGAUUUGAUCACAUGGAAUACAUUAAUAGCAGGGUAUGAAAGAUCGGAUUCCAUUGAGCCUCUAUUUAUAUUUUCACAAAUGGAGUCAGAAGGUUUUACUCCAAAUUGCUUCACUUUUACCAGUCUAAUAGCAACGUGCGCGAAUGUAGCAGCUUUGUGUUGUGGACAGCAAGUUCAUGGAGGAAUUUUUCGCAGAGGGCUUGACAGAAACCUGGAAUUGGCUAAUGCCUUGAUUGAUAUGUAUGCAAAGUGUGGUAAUAUAUUUGAUUCACACAAAAUAUUUAGUGAAAUGCCUUGUAGAAAUUUGGUCUCUUGGACUUCUAUGAUGAUUGGAUAUGGGGCUCAUGGAUACGGUGAAAAGGUUGUUGAGUUGUUUGAUGAGAUGGUCAAGUCAGGCAUCAGACCUGAUCAGGUAGUGUUUAUGGCAGUUCUAAGUGCGUGCAGUCAUGCUGGACUAGUUGAUCAAGGCUUGAGAUACAUCAACUGUAUGAUAAAUGAUUAUCACAUCAAGCCAAAUCAGGAGAUUUAUGGCUGUGUUGUAGAUUUGCUAGGGAGACCAGGGAGAGUGGAGGAGGCCUAUCAACUAAUACGAAGCAUGCCAUUUAUGGCUGAUGAGUCUGUUUGGGGUGCACUUCUUGGUGCUUGCAAGGCACAUAACUUUUCAAGGUUGGGGAAAUUGGCAGCUAAGAAGGCAUUGGCUUUGAGACCAAACAUGGUAGAGACCUAUGUGAUGCUGUCAAAUAUUUAUGCUGCAGAAGGCAAAUGGGGAGAAGCUGCAAGAAUGAGAAAGUUGAUGAAGAGAGCAGGGUGUAGAAAAGUGGCUGGGAGGAGCUGGAUUGAGGUACGAAACCAGGUUUACAGUUUUGUUGUUGGAAAUAAGAUGGGUUCUCAUAAAGAGUGGGUUUAUGAAGUUCUGGAAUUACCUGUACAGCAUAUGAAAGAGGCUGGCUAUGUGCCUGAAGUUGAUUGCCUAAUACAUGACCAAGAAGAUGGCACUUGAUUAGAAGUUGAGAAAAGAUGAAAAAGGAAAAUUUGAGGCCUAUGAAAACUCAACUGUUUGAUAAACAUGACCCCAAGUUGGAGAAAAUUGGAAGAAGGAAAAUGUGAUGGAUUAAGUAAAUUUCAAUCUUUCUUGGGAAGUUCAUCUGUUGAAUUUGAAAUAAUAAAUGGCCCAUACCCCUACAUAUUGCAGGCAUCAAACAACACAGGUGCAUGCUAAUUUUUGUACAUUUGAUAAAUUCAUUCUUAUCUAUCAUCAGUGGUAAUAAUUUAAGCUGAAUCAAAUUGGAGCUAGCUGAAAUUUGUGACCCCUUAUUUUUUGUACUUAACUUUUCCUGUACUGUUUGAAUGCAGAAAUCCACACACUACCAUCUCAAACCAAAAUUUCAAAGGAACUUGAGUAAUCUUGUGCUCUGUGUAAUUCUUUAUAUGUAAUCAGCUUGAUGAGGAACUCACAAACCAAGCAGCGGAAACUUCCACACUUGCGCUGAACAUCCAGGUUCUUUCAGCCAAUUUGAGCAAAAGUAGCCAACACAUAUUUUUGUCUAUUUCCUGAAUCAUGAAGGAUCCAGUCUUCACUGCACAUUUGCAGUAUAGAGAUAAUGUCAUGCAUGAGAUUUAAAAUGGGGGAUGACAAUGGUCAGCACCACUAGAGAUGCAUCUAACGAUCUCAAAGGAGCCUGGUUCAGCCUCCAAGCACCUGCAACCAAGUGUCUAGCUAGAAGGAUACCAUGAUAAAGAGCGCAUAGUCAGCUGUAGUGUUAAUAGUUUCACUAAGAUAAACUGAGAAGCUUUGAAUCCAGUUUCUGAUAUAGUCUCUUUGUAAGUCAUCCGCACCAGCCUUUCUUCAAUCAUGUAGGAAAACUUGGGACGAGGGCCUUCUCUUCAUAUUUUCUUUUGUAAUCUAACCAUUCUCUAAAUUAUUCUUUUACUAGAA
Messenger RNA from Populus euphratica (Euphrates poplar), 3214 nucleotides. It is a transcript of the gene PGN, whose product is annotated as Tetratricopeptide repeat (TPR)-like superfamily protein. The coding region runs from base 446 to 2278 and encodes 610 amino acids. The transcript has 2 exons. The record is from RefSeq and is a predicted model, not a curated record. Lineage: Eukaryota; Viridiplantae; Streptophyta; Magnoliopsida; Malpighiales; Salicaceae. Gene Ontology annotation, molecular function: RNA binding; protein binding. Gene Ontology annotation, biological process: RNA modification.